GUACGACUUGAAUUCAGUUGAGUUCUGGCUUUCGCGCGGUGUGGAUGCUAAAGCAGUUUUUCGUCGUUGAUUGUCCUGCCAUAGUGGCUGUUCAUAGUGAAAUACUGACUUGUUUGAGGGAAAUUAAGGGGGAGUGAGAGUAGCGUUAUCCUGUUGGAUAUUUUCCAGCGGUGGUGAUUUGCUUGUUUGGUGGAGAUUUCAGUCUGGAAAGCAAGAAGCACAGAUUGUUAUAGCCGACUGCGAGAAGGAAGGAAGGAAGAGAUUUUUAGCGCGUUUGCGCGCAAUUUUCCACCAUUCUACCGGUCGGAAAGUUGAAUGAGCAUGCCGUGAUCGAUAUUCGUUUGGUUGGAAAUGUGAUGAAAGGUUGAAUGGAAAUAGUGUCAUGUACACAAAGAAGCCGUUUCUCGCUCAGUGAACGACGGUCGGUGAUUGUACAUUGCCCUACCGUGUGUAACGAUAAGCAGCUGAACGACUGAAGAGAUACCAAUCUACACCACCACCGGAUCAAGGGGCAGAAGAGAUCCUUUUACGGCGACGAAGAACGACGUGUUGUGCCAGCAGCAGUGCCAGUGGUACCAUCCACAUGAAGGAAGAAGCAUAGCAGAAGUGCAGUGAUUUUGUCUUUUGUGUAACGAGCAAAGGAAGAGUUGAAAGUUCGAAGAAUAAGCCCACGGAGAAAUUUCCUGGAGACGAGUGAAGUGAGUCAUAAUAAAGAAAGCGCUUUCGGAUAUAAAAUAUUCACAAGGUGUGAGUGCUGGAUGAUUACCCGACGGUGCUACAAUUGAAGAAUUGGAGUUUGCAUUUCUAUUUAUGUAUAGAACACGGUUAGCGAGAAGAGCGCCGUUUCUUUGUGGAAAAAGUGACCAGUGGCCAAAGGUGUAAUUUAGAAAGCGAUUUUGAGAUUUAUUUUGAACAAGAUAUUUGGAAAAGAUCAUACAUACACUUUAGCGAGCGUUGGAGAUAACUGGCUAUAUUGAACUGAACUCAAAGAAAUAAUUCGCCAGUAAUGUGAGCACUUCAAUCGCGAUCAUAACGAGCCGACGCAGCAGGAUGCUGCCCCGCGAGUGGAAGUUCUAAACAAAUAAUUGCUAAUAAGCCAAAAGUGUGAAAAUUCUGCCACGCAGCAGCAUUGUGUGUGCGCUGUUAUAAUAUCAGCCCUUCGUGCCGGCGCGCGUGUUGUUGCUCUAAUCAGUGAAUGAAAUUAUCGAAAAUAUUCAAUUACCGAAACAAAAUCAUAACAGCCAAAGUGUAGUGUAUUUUAAUGUGUGCAGUGCUAAAAUGGCCAGCGCCACCAGGUUUUGGUCCAGCAGGUCGCCCCCAACUGGCGGAAUGUUGAUCCUAGCGGGGGCGGCGCUGCUUUUGCUGGGGUUGGCCGGCCAUUGCCAUUGUGAACCGUACGGCGGUGGUGGUGGUGGUGGCGGAGGUGGCAGCAUCGGAGGUGGACACUAUGGACUCAACGGCGAGAUGCGGUGCCCCAGGCUUUGCUCCUGUACCGGGCAGACGGUCGACUGUUCCCACCGAGGGUUGACGCAAGUGCCGAGGAAGAUCCCCCUGGAUACCGAUAGACUCGACCUCCAGGGCAACAACAUCACCGUCAUCUACGAGUCUGAUUUCCUGAGUCUGUCGAAGCUUCGAAUAUUGCAGCUGACUGACAACCAGAUCUACACGAUAGAAAAAGAUGCGCUAAUCGAUCUUAUUUCCUUGGAGCGAUUGCGACUUAAUAGCAAUCGCUUAAAAUCAAUACCAGAUAAUUUUUUAUCAAGCGCUGCUAAUUUAUUACGAUUAGACCUGUCGCACAAUGCUCUUUCCGCGAUACCAAAGCGUGCAUUCAAAGGCGCCACUUCACUGCGGAGCCUCCAACUGGACAAUAACCAAAUCACUUGUCUGGAUGAGCACGCUAUCAAAGGAUUAGCAGAACUGGAGAUACUGACACUCAACAACAACAACAUCACGGCCCUGCCGCGCGACAUGUUCUCCGGAAUGCCUCGCCUGCGGGCGUUGCGCCUCUCGGAGAAUCCGUUCGCGUGCGAUUGUCAUCUGUCUUGGUUGGCACGAUAUCUGAAGAACGCACCACGGUUGGCACCUUACACGCGAUGUCACUCGCCCAGCCAGCUCAAGGGCCAAAACGUGGCCGAUCUGCACGAACAGGAGUUCAAGUGCUCAGGUCUCACCGAGAACGCUCCCAUGGAAUGCGGCGGAAGGAGUCUCUGCCCACAUCCGUGUCGCUGUGCUGACGGCAUUGUUGAUUGUCGGGAAAAAAGUUUGACCAGUGUCCCUGCCACACUGCCGGAAGACACAACCGAACUGCGGUUGGAGCAAAAUUACAUCACCGAGAUCCCUCCGAAAGCGUUCGCGAACCAUCGCCGGCUCAAGCGGAUAGAUUUGUCCAAUAACAACAUUUCGCGGGUGGCGUACGAUGCCUUCAGUGGGCUGAAAUCACUUACUUCGCUUGUCCUUUACGGCAAUAAAAUCAAAGAUUUGCCGGCGAGUGUUUUCAAGGGAUUAACGUCCCUGCAGUUGCUACUGCUGAACGCCAACGAAAUCACGUGCGUGCGGAGGGACGCCUUCAAGGACCUUCAGAAUCUGAGUUUGUUAUCGUUGUAUGACAACAACAUCCAGACCCUGGCGAAUGGCACUUUCGACUCGCUGAAGAGCAUCCAAACUUUGCACUUGGCGCGUAAUCCCUUCAUUUGCGAUUGUAAUCUGCGAUGGCUCGGCGACUAUUUGCAUCAAAACCCAAUCGAGACCAGCGGCGCCCGGUGUGAUUCGCCGAAGCGCAUGCAGCGACGCCGCAUCGAGGCACUGAAGGAUGAAAAGUUCAAAUGCACGGAGGACCAUAGCAAAAUAAAGUACGCCGGAGAGUGUCGAAUGGAUCAGGAAUGUCCGGCUGCUUGCCACUGCGACAGAACAACCGUGGAUUGCUCAGCUCGUGGGCUGAAAGAAAUCCCUCGGGAUAUUCCACUUUACACGACAGAACUCAUACUUAACGACAACGAGCUGACCCGGGUUCGCUCGGAUGGCCUAUUUGGACGACUGCCGAACCUGGUGAAGCUGGAUCUUCGCCGGAACCAGAUCACAAACAUCGAAGCCAAUGCUUUCGAAGGUGCCACCAAAAUUCAGGAGUUGUUCAUGAGUGAAAACAAACUCGCCGAAGUGCACAACAAGAUGUUCCUGGGGCUGCAUCAGCUCAAGACGCUAUCUCUUUAUGAUAACCUCAUCAGCUGUGUGAUGCCAGGAUCGUUCGAUUUUCUAUCAUCGUUAACUCAACUAAAUCUCGCAUCAAACCCCUUCCGUUGCAACUGUCAUCUGGGGUGGUUCUCGGAUUGGCUUCGUAAGAAGCAACUAGGUGGACCUCCGGCUCGCUGUGCAUCGCCGGCCAAAGUGCGCGAUGUUCCCGUUAAGGAUUUGCCUCAUUUCGAGUUCAAGUGUACCUCCGAAGCGGACCAGGGAUGCCUCGGCGAGGGCUAUUGUCCUCCGUCGUGCACCUGUACCGGAACGGUGGUACGCUGUUCGCGGAAUAAGCUGAAGGAAAUCCCCAAAUCAAUUCCGUCCGAAACGACCGAACUGUAUUUGGAGUCGAACGAAAUUUCUAUGGUUCAUACGGACAGGAUCAGUCACCUGAAGUCGUUGACGCGAUUGGAUUUGAGUAACAACAAGAUAGGAAUCCUCUCCAACUACACGUUCGCCAAUCUGAGUCGGCUCUCAACACUGAUCAUCAGCUAUAACAACCUUCAGUGUAUACAACAGUACGCACUUGCUGGGCUGAAACAACUGAAAGUGCUCUCGCUGCAUGGCAAUCACAUCUCCAUGAUUCCCGAUGGAACGUUUUCGGACCUGCAAUCCAUCACUCACAUAGCCCUUGGCAGUAACCCGCUGUACUGUGACUGUUCUCUGAAAUGGUUGUCGGAGUGGGUAAAACGGGACUAUGUGGAACCAGGUAUUGCACGUUGCGCCGAGCCAGAGAUGAUGAAGGACAAACUCAUCCUGUCAACGCCAGCCAGUCAAUUCCUUUGCAAAGGAAAGGUUAGCAAUGAAAUUCUGUCGAAGUGUGACGCUUGCUACACAUUCCCAUGCAAGAACGAUGCCGUUUGUAAGCCACUUCCAGAGCGGCAGUACGAGUGCCAGUGCCCUCCGGGUUAUCAUGGAGCGCACUGCGAGUUCAUGAUCGAUGCCUGCUACGGCAAUCCGUGCAGGAACAAUGGAACUUGUACGGUUCUGGAGGAAGGACGGUUCAGCUGUCAGUGCAUGUCCGGAUAUUCAGGAGCCAGGUGUGAAAUCAACAUCGAUGAUUGUACAAAUCACAAAUGCUUGAACAAUGGAACAUGUGUGGAUGGAGUUAACUCCUACAGUUGUGCCUGCAUUCCCGGAUUUACCGGAGAGUUCUGCGACUCGAAGAUUGAGUUCUGUGGGAAGGAUUUCAAUCCUUGCCAGAAUGGUGCGAAAUGUGUCGAUCGUUCUACCCACUACAGCUGCGAGUGUACUCCAGGCUAUCGGGGGCUUAACUGCUCGGAAAACAUUGACGAUUGCGUCAAUCAUAUGUGCCAGAAUGGUGGAACCUGUAUCGACGGAAUCAACGACUACGUUUGCAAGUGUCCUUCUGAGUUUACCGGAAAGUUUUGCGAAGGAACACCGAUGGUGGCAAUGCUGUACCCGCAGACUUCGCCAUGCCAGCACCACGAGUGCAAGUAUGGCGUUUGCUUCCAGCCGAAUCCAGCUAGCGCCGACUACGUUUGCAAAUGUGGUCCAGGCUAUUCUGGAAAACGAUGCGAGUAUCUUACAAGCUUGACUUUCUUGCAUAACAAUUCCUUCGUGGAGUUGGAACCGCUGCGAACGAAGCCAGAGGCGAAUGUGACCAUCGUCUUCAGCAGUACGCAGCAGAACGGAGUGUUGAUGUACGAUGGAAACAAUGAUCAUCUUGCGGUUGAGCUGUUCAACGGUAGAAUACGCGUCAGUUACGAUGUCGGAAACUAUCCAGUUUCCACAAUGUACAGCUUCGAGAUGGUAGCCGACGGAAAGUACCAUAUGGUGGAACUCCUGGCCAUCAAGAAAAACUUCACGCUUCGUGUUGAUCGAGGUCUAGCUCGAUCGAUUAUCAACGAGGGAUCGAAGGAAUAUCUCAAGCUGACGACUCCGAUGUUCCUCGGGGGUCUACCGCCGGAACCUGGUCAGCAGGCUUAUAAGCUGUGGCAUCUGCGGAAUUUGACCAGUUUCAAGGGAUGCAUGAAGGAGGUCUGGAUUAACCACAAACAGGUUGAUUUCCAGAACGCUGCGCGCCAACAGAAGGUUACGCCAGGCUGUGCUCUUCUGGACUCCGAAAAUGACGGCGAAGUGGAGGAAGACUUCAUGCAGGAAACACCUAUGAUUCUGAAGGAGGUGGACCCAUGCGAGAACCAUCAGUGCAAACGAGGUGGCAAGUGCAUACCGAAUGGACGAGGAAGCUACUCGUGCAAGUGUAAAAACGGGGCCAAGGGCAAAUUCUGCGACCAAGGUGAGGGCACGGUAUCGGUAGUCAUCGACGAGGACCCGUUCAAAGCUCCCUCUUCCGCAGGAUCAUCCACGUGCCGGAAAGAGCAAGUGCGCGAGUACUACACCGAAAACGACUGCCGCUCGAGGCAGCCCCUCAAGUACGCCAAAUGCGUCGGCGGUUGCGGAAACCAGUGCUGCGCCGCCAAAGUCGUACGACGAAGAAAAGUACGCAUGGUGUGCAGCAACAAUACCAAAUACAUCAAGCACCUGGACAUCGUGCGCAAAUGCCAUUGUACAAAGAAAUGCUACUGACUGCAAGACGCGACUACCCGAACAACAUCAACAACACCAAUACCAGCAGCAGUGCAAGUAGCAGGAUUCGAUAGUGUAGGAUUAGGAUCAACUAGGUUAGACGAUAGUGUAAGCAGAAACGUUAGUACUAGCGAGAAGUGGGUCAAUUUCGAGACCGAUUUCGAUGAGGAAGAUAUGAUGCAGAACGAUGACGCAGGGGUGGGUGGACCGAUGGACGACGGGUCCAACGAACCGAUGGAUGACUUCCAGAAGAUCAUGAAGCAACUACAGCAGUUGCAGACGAAGCCGUUGUUCACGCAAGAUGAGGAAGAGGAGGUCAAAGAGGAUGAUGAUCUGUUCGACGACGAGGAUUAUGAAGACGCUCAUUCGGUGGUCCAGAAACAAAAACAGAACGAUCAGGAGAGUAAAACAAAAGUGUUUGACGAUGAGGAUGACGACUACUAUGACGAUUAUAGCGAUGAGGAAUUCGAUGGUAAGAAAAGUGAACAGAAGAGUAAAUCGCCUGCUGGAUCGCCAUCGGACAGUACAAAUGUGAUGCAAGAUUUCAUAAAAGGAAAGACGGCGGCGCAUCGGUUCAAGUCUCGAUUUGACGAUUUUGCUGACGAUGGUGAGGAGCUGUUGUCGUCUGGUAGUCGCAAACUUCGAAAAAAUGACUCAAUUAAGGUAAUCUCGACACCGAAUGGGAAGGUAGGAAUUGUAUAUAAAGUAGAACCAAAAUCUCCCGAGGAAGAUAAGUCAAAGAAGUCAAGCGAGAGCCAAAGUGGAGGAACCUUGGAGGUCCAUCAGAAAAUUACGCCGGUAAUGACGGCCGAUGGUAAGGUGGCUCUUCUGUACCGUGGUGCCUCGGAUAACAGCGAAACGUUCCGGAACAAGUAUGAACCCAUUACCAAUAAGGACAUUUUGACACAACUGAUCGACAAUAAUAACAAGAGUACUACUAGUAGCAGUAUCAGUAAUGUUCUCAACAGUAUUAAAAAUAUUACCACAAAAAAUAGUAUUUAUAAUAGUAAUUACGAUAGUUAUGAUAGUUUUAAUAGAAACAGCAACAAUGUGAUCAUAGACCCGGCGACGAUCGAAUCUGAUUCGGUCGAAAGCUCCGUCAACAAUAGACAACUGACAAAUGGGGCCCAUCCGGACCCCGUGUCUCACGAAUCGAGUUCGUCACACGUGACGGAUCAACAAAGUACUUUUACUACUACUGCCACUAUGACUACUGUUAGCACUACUACAACGAUAGCGUCGCUAUCUCGUCCGGAAGAUGACACGCUGAACCCAAGUUCCGAUGAGAAUGAUCAGGAACGCCAAGAGAACACACUUCAGAUCAACCGGCCUCUUUCGGAGGUUUUAGGCAUUAAGAAAAACUUGUACCUAGACGCUAGUGUAAAAAUACCAAAUAUAGAAACGUCAACCCACAAAAUGAGAAUUACCAACAGUAACAACCUCCUGUCGUCGUUACUGAGCAGCAUUAACGGCAACGACAAUAGCACCGGUUCCAACAGGAUAGUAAGUAACUAUCUUAGUAAAAACUUCCGAAACAAUGCCAACAUCGAAUAUGAAGACAGACUGGCCUCGGGGGAUCGACGAGGAUUCAGUGUCAACGGAUACAGCCAGUCUAGGUUCUCCAUAAACCGACGAACCACGCCACCCUUACCACCUCGAAUAAUCAAAGAAGAAAGCGAGGAAGAGUGGACCAAUGACAACUCGGUCCCCGAAGUGAUUAACCUGGCCAUCAUUCCCGCUUUCGAGCAUGAAAUCGAAGAAAAGUACCUUCGACCACACGGAGAUGACCAUUACUAUCGGAGGCACAAGCACCACUACAACAACGUAGCCCCAGGGCAUCCCACCAUGCAUUGCGCCAUGCAGGUCAUCGUGGCCUGCGUUGUCAUGGGAACAUUCUUCGGCAUAGCUGGGGCAUUCUUUCGAUCCAGGAUCAUCGAUCAGAUUCGAAUCCUCACCUGGUAGAAUUUGCACGGUAUUCGGUUGAGAAUGGAACCUCCCAGCAAUGGUACUAAACGGAAUUAUCAGAACUAUGUCUACCAGCUUCAUUGCCAUCUGACGGUGAGCUAGUAGAGCGCAUCUCAAUUGAAUACCACCCAACCGCUGUUGAUCCCUUAAGCUGAGCUUAAUCCUCCUAACCGUAAGAUAUACAAAUAUGUGACUGUGUGUGGUGGUACUCUAAUGUCGUAUUGAAUGUCGUAGUUUAGAUGAAUCCCCAUCAAGCUAGGGAAAUCACUUGACUGGCCCAGUAGCUACAACUCAUCGGCAUCGAACGGUGCCUAAGAAACCAAAAGUUCUAGUGAAAAGGUUUGCAUUACUUCAACAAAACUAUUUCCAUCGAGUUGACCAAUAUCUCUAGAUUGAGUUUAAAUAAGGGCGAAAGUAACAUGAGAGAGUUCUCUUUAUCGACUCUCUCUUCUGCAAAUUAAAGUGACAAGAUGCAAAUUUAAUCGAACUUUUUUACACUUAGACGCUAGAUUGCAUCGCAACCUAGCGAUUUAUGACCAAAAAGUGCAACCAUACUUGCAUCUUGUCACUUUAAUUUGAGGCAGAGAGAGUCGAUGAAGAGAACUCUCUCAUGUUACUUUCGCCCUUAUUUAAACUCAAUCUAGAAUCUUUCUAAUGGUUGUUCAGAAUUAAAUUCGAAUAGGGUACCGCACUCAAAAUUUGCACUGACACAUGUAAAGUAUACGUGUGCGCUAUCUUAACUAGAAAGAACUUCAACUUCUUUUUUUUAAUUUGUGAGAUUUUUUGGACCUUUAGAAACCAUCUUCAGUGUUCACAAUUUCAUCGGAACUUAUUAUUGGAGUUUUGUUGCAUGUGUCUAUUCUCCAACUGUUGUGUUCUUAUUUAAUAGCCAAGCAGGUUGAAAUUUUAUUUUGGAAAAUAUGACUAUAUCUUUGAAACUUGAACUUUUGAUUACUUGGGAAAACCCAAACUAAAUGUGUAAGGUAACAAAACCAAGUGUCUGGAAGAGUAAAACAAGUCGAUUCAUCCACCCAAACGACAGUCGAUAGUCCUGCUUCUGUUAUUUCAUUAUCGAAAUCGGAAACGACAUGGUUAAUUUAACGGAAAUGCAAUUGUUAUAUAGCUAGUAUUAAAACUAAUUUAUUGGACGAAAAAACAAAAUGUCACCUAUGUCAAUAAUUGUAACAUAUUUUUGUACAUCUCACUUGCCAUUCAAUUCCACGUUACAUUGUCACAAACUCAUCUGAAAGAAACUAACAAGCUUCAUCUGUAACGACAGCCAUGUUUCAAUUGAACACAACAUGACGAAAACAAAAGAAAAAUGAACACAACACACACAAAAAGGGUAGUCGCGUAAAAGCAAAACGUUAUUUUUAUCGAAGUCAAAAGAUAGAAAUCGAACGAGCAUUUAUUUAACUGAUAGGGUACGAAUAGACAACUGUUUUUAAUUGGAAUAGCAGAAUGGAGGAAUGUCGAUGCGAGAAUACGGAAAAACAGAACGAACGAACUAACAAAACUGUAAAUCUUGCCUUUUUGAAAACGAAGAAAAUUUGAUAGAAACGAACGAUCAUCCAACAGAACAGAUUAUCAAGAAGGAGGAAAAUUUAUCAAACAAAUAUUUUUUAACCGCUGGAGCAUGAGCAACAUGCAAGCAUAUAAAUUGGAAGGUAUAUUUUAUCAACAGUGCGAAAUUGUAGCUAAUGAAAAAUCCUGUUGAUUAGUUUUGGCAGAGAGUAUUUAUUAUCAUUAUAUUUCUGAUUUUAGUUCUCAUCUGACGAGAGAAAAACUUCUAUACUCAUCUAACUAACCGUAAAGAUGUGUCUCCUAAUGUAUCCUGUAGACUCUGUAACAUCAUCGUUACGAACUCAUGGUAAAGGAAAGUUAGAAACUAAGAAGAGGCGGACACGGCCUCAACGCCACGCAUCUGACGAAAAUAAAAAUCAUUAAACACUGUAACUUUUAAUCGAAUAUACUCAGAUGCAUUUCUACCAUACUAUUCCAACCCUCACUAUUCUGUAUCCUUUACAACCACCAUCGUCAUAAUCAUUUCCCCCUCUCUCUCUUUAGAGCAAACCACAGCAGAGAUAUAAGACAAACCUAAAAACAGAAAAGAACAAUCGAACGAUGUAUUGAUGGUCUACUAGAAGAAGUUACUUUAUCAUACGUGAAUGUUAAUAAACGGCUAAAUAUUUAUCAUUUCCUUUCUAUUACGCGAGAUUUCAUUCAACUUCGGACUGCUAUUAGGUAUAGAUGUUGCCAUUAAUAAGCAUUUUCUUUUGAAUUUCAACAUUGAGCUUUAUGUUAACCUGUAUUGUUACAAAACGUAUUAAAUAACUGAACUUGCUCUUUUUAAAUUAUCGAAAUUGAAUAUUAUUUUAUUUACUCCAUGUAUUAUACAAAUAGCAGCUAAAAUAUACUGUCAUAUACAGAAACUUUA
Molecule: messenger RNA, 10180 nt
Organism: Aedes albopictus (Asian tiger mosquito)
Lineage: Eukaryota; Metazoa; Arthropoda; Insecta; Diptera; Culicidae
Gene: sli
Product: protein slit
Exons: 21
Biological process (GO): axon guidance
Molecular function (GO): heparin binding; calcium ion binding; Roundabout binding
Source: RefSeq, a predicted model, not a curated record